This is a messenger RNA of Cucurbita moschata (crookneck pumpkin), 1504 nucleotides long. RefSeq lists its product as uncharacterized. The transcript is spliced from 7 exons. Lineage: Eukaryota; Viridiplantae; Streptophyta; Magnoliopsida; Cucurbitales; Cucurbitaceae. The record is from RefSeq and is a predicted model, not a curated record. The coding region runs from base 292 to 1218 and encodes 308 amino acids.
CAUUCAAUUCUUUAUUUGGUCAGCACAUGCGUGCAAACCACUUGGAUGUUAAUGUUUUGCAGACAUUGAGAAUAUCGUUAAUGCUGCAGCAGAUACUCGCUACAGCUGAAAUAAUGUUGCUCUUGCAGAGACUGCAAGAUGAUAACAGGGUAAUGAUAGCUGACGGCAUGGUGCAUAUGACAUCUUGAUUCGCGAGGACUAUUUUAAGCAGGAACUUAACAUAGGACUCGAACAAAAAAUGGGAUUACAUGGCGCUAGUAGAGCCGCGGGAAGGAGAUCUGUGGCUCGGCAAUGGCCUUUCUUUCCCUUCCCAACACCAUCACUUCUUCCUUCUUCCAAUCGAACUCUCAACGUCUCCAUUUCUGUCCUCUCUGCAAAUCCUUUCUCGCCGUUUCCUCCUCCUCCAAGAAGUUCGCCUCCAUCUCCAUUCUCAACUCCUACAAGAUGGAAGGAAAUGAAAUUACGGAAGAAGUUGCAGAGAAACAAAGCGAGGACAAUUUAAAUGUGAAGAAAAAGAUUUUUGUGGCUGGUGCAUCCGGUAGUACUGGAAAAAGGAUUGUGGAGCAGUUGCUGGCAAGGGGCUUUGCAGUCAAGGCCGGGGUUCGAGACGUAAGUAAGGCUAAAACUACUCUCUCCCCAGGCAAUCCAGAUCUUCAAAUUGUAAAAGCGGAUGUGACUGAAGGCUCUGCAAAGUUGGCAGAAGCCAUAGGUUCCGAUUCUGAAGCUGUAAUCUGUGCUACGGGGUUUCGCCGAGGAUGGGACUUAUUUGCGCCAUGGAAGGUUGACAAUUUUGGCACUGUAAACCUUGUUCAAGCAUGCCGUGAGUUGGGCAUAAACAGGUUUAUUCUGAUCAGUUCCAUUUUAGUCAAUGGAGCUGCAAUGGGACAGAUUCUCAACCCAGCUUAUAUCUUUUUAAAUGUUUUGGGGCUCACCUUGAUUGCAAAGCUUCAGGCGGAGCAGCACAUCAGGAAAUCGGGUAUUAACUACACAAUUAUAAGGCCUGGAGGUUUGAAAAAUGAGCCUCCUACCGGAAAUUUAGUCAUGACGGCAGAAGAUACUCUUUAUGAAGGAAGCAUAUCAAGAGAUUUAGUUGCAGAAGUAGCUGUUGAGGCAUUGGUUCAUUCCCAAGCCUCUUACAAGGUUGUUGAAAUAGUCUCUCGAGCCGAUGCGCCAAAGCGUUCGUAUGAGGAUCUCUUUGGCUCCAUAAAGCAGAGAUAGUCAUCUUCAGAUGCCAUCUUAUCCUCGCGGAAUUGAAGCGCUUGAUAUCUUGCUUCCUGGUGGCAGUGCCUCAUUUUCCAAGCCCCCUUGGGAUAUUCAUGCUAUAUUUCACUGCAUUAUAAUGUAUUGUUUCUGUUAAUACAUUCAUUUGCUAACGUUGAUGUAUAGCUUGCUUUUAAUGAGAACAUAAAGAAAGAAUUUAAGAACUGAGAAAGGAAGAAGAAACGCCCUCCAGAUCACAAAACUCUGAUUUUUCAGCAAUAGCCACAAUUUUUUUGUUUCCUGA